This is a messenger RNA of Rotaria sordida, 681 nucleotides long. The record is from the annotation of a GenBank genome assembly. NCBI's taxonomy places the organism in Eukaryota, Metazoa, Rotifera, Eurotatoria, Philodinida, Philodinidae.
AUGGGCGAAAAUUCGAAAGCUCUUAAAUAUUACGAAAAAGAUCUCGAAUUUGAACAAAAAACUCUUCCUCCGAAUCAUCCCAACUUGGCUUCUUCCUACAACAACAUCGGUUCGGUGUAUUAUAACAUGGGCGAGUACUCGAAAGCACUUUCAUCGUACGAACGAUCACUUGAAAUCCAAAAAAUAGCUCUCCCUCCGAAUCAUCCCGAUUUGGCUAUUUCCUACAACAAUAUCGGUUCGGUGUAUGAUAACAUGGGCGAGUACUCGAAAGCACUUUCAUCGUAUGAACGAUCACUUGAAAUCUGGAAAAUAGCUCUCCCUCCGAAUCAUCCCGACUUUGCUCGAUCCUACAACAACAUAGGUAAUGUGUAUAGAAACAUGGGCGAGUACUCGAAAGCACUUUCAUCGCACGAACAAUCACUUGAAAUCAAAAAAGUCGCUCUCCCUCCGAAUCAUCCCGACUUGGGUUCUACCUACAACAACAUCGGUUUGGUGAACCUCUCAUGUCCUAUUCAGUCAAUAUGUUAUCCUAUGAUUAUAGCACGUUUUCUAAUGGUAAAUGUAAUUGAUCAAUUAUUUCAGCAUUAUAAUCAAAAUCAUAGUAAAAUUUUAAUAACUGGUGAUCUUAAAUUAAAUAUCAAAAAAUUUCAAUCAUCAUCAAGAAAAGUCAACGAUCAAUAA